Messenger RNA from Lingula anatina, 1050 nucleotides. RefSeq lists its product as uncharacterized. The record is from RefSeq and is a predicted model, not a curated record. NCBI's taxonomy places the organism in Eukaryota, Metazoa, Brachiopoda, Lingulata, Lingulida, Lingulidae.
AUGUACUUCGACAAAUGCCUACCGUUUGGCCUCUCCUGCUCAUGCCAAUUAUUCGAAAUAUUCAGCUCAUCUGUGGAAUGGAUAGCAAAAGAAAAACUGGCCAUACCUCAUAUCAUCCACCUUCUAGAUGAUUUCUUCAUAGCAGCCAACACAAAAGACUCAUGCGAAGAACACUUAUCCAAAUUCCUCGACACGUGCAAUGAUUUAGGAAUCCCCAUGUCCAAAGAAAAAACGACAAAACCGGCUACCACUAUCUCCUUCGCGGGUAUUGAGCUGGACUCUGUCGCAUACGAAGCCCGUCUACCUAGUGACAAGAUAACAAAUUGCUUAUCCCUCAUCGAACACAACCGAACCAAAAAGAAGAUCACACUUCAAGAACUUCAAUCAAUUAUAGGGACACUCAAUUUCUGCUGUUAUAUCAUACCUUCUGGACGUGCCUUUCUCCGCCGAUUAAUAGACUUAACAAAAGGCAUAACAAAACCACACCACAAAAUCCGCCUCAACAAAGAGGCACGCUCAGACUUACUCAUGUGGGACGGUUUCCUACGCAACUUCAACGGCAAGGCUCUCAUACACAGCGAGGGUUGGGACAGCAACACUAGCUUCCAACUUUACACGGAUUCAUCCACCACCUUCGGCUACGGUGCAAUCAGCGAUAACGAAUGGUUCUACGGCCCUUGGACGCCCCAGCAAAAACAACUGAACAUUACCACACUAGAAUUCUACCCCAUCCUCGCUGCGUUCCUUGUCUGGAGCAAGAAAUUCACCAACAAAAAAGUGACUAUUCACUCCGACAACGAAGCCUUGGUAUACAUUCUCAACAAAUGUUCCACCACCGACCCACUCCUUCUCACAUUACUUAGGAAACUGAUCCUCACCUCCAUGCGUCACAACAUUGCCUUCCGCUCUGUCCAUAUACCAGGUGUCAAAAAUACAUCUGCUGACGCUCUCUCUCGUCUUAACUUACAGAAGUUCCACCAAGCCUCCCCGCAGGCACUGCCAUACCCCACGCAGAUCCCGGCCCAAUGGCUACCAAACGCCUUCAUCUAA